GGCUUUAAAUGUUGCCUUGUAUCGGUGACACCAUGAGCAGAUCGAGUCUUUGGCCAAUCAGAGCAAAGAAAACUGGUUACGUCAUGCGCAAGUUUGACGCUUUUGGUUGUCUGCGCGUGCAGUAGCGAAUCGGUCUUGUGUACAGAGAUCAUCAGUGAUUGAACGUCUGCGCGAGCUCACCAGUCACAGGAUCAAGCAUGGACCUGGUACUGAAUUUCGCUGACUCACAUUUCUUCACUCCGUAUGUGUACCCGCCCUUCUGGCCUGAAGAUGAGCCUCUGCGACAGAUCAUCGGGCUGCUGGUGAUCACCAACCUCGGCGCAACAGUUUUGUAUCUUGGCCUGGGAGCUUUAAGCUACUACUUCAUCUAUGACCACAAUUUAAUGAAACACCCUCAGUUUUUAGAGAACCAGGUGAGACGUGAAAUAAAGUUUGCUAUGACGUCUUUGCCGUGGAUGAGCAUUCCCACAGUGGCACUGUUCUUUGCUGAAGUACGAGGCUACAGCAAGCUCUACGACAAUGUUAGUGAAUCUCCACUGGGUUGGCCAGGACUGAUCUUUAGCAUGUUCUCCUUCCUCUUUUUCACCGAUAUGUGCAUCUACUGGAUUCACCGAUUCCUGCAUCACAAAUUGGUCUAUAAGCGUUUCCAUAAACCUCACCACCUCUGGAAGAUCCCGAGUCCAUUCGCCAGCCACGCGUUCCACCCCGUAGACGGCAUUCUUCAGGGAAUGCCCUACCACAUCUACCCUUUCCUCUUCCCCCUGCACAAGGUACUCUACCUGGGCCUCUAUGUGUUUGUUAACAUAUGGACCAUCUCCAUUCAUGAUGGUGACUACCGGGUCCCACGGCUGCUGCAGAAAUUCAUCAACGGAGCUGCACAUCACACCGAUCACCAUCUGUUUUUCGACUAUAACUACGGUCAGUAUUUCACGCUUUGGGAUUACCUCGGAGGCUCGUACAGGCAUCCAUCAGCUCUGAUGGGGAAAGGGCCGCUUGAGUGCAUCAGGAAACUAAAGAGUUCGUAAAUGGGGCACGAAGAGUAAAGAAGAGUAGCCAACAUCAACAACUUUGUUUCUUCAUAAACAAUGAUAUGCUUAAACAAGCAUUUUAUUGUUUAAGGCGUGUCUUUUGCAUCAACGAAAUGUGCCUUUAAUCUUCUACAGCAGAGGUUCUCAAACGAUUUGCAGCCAUUUAAUUUAAAAAAAAAAAAAAAAAAAUGAACUGGAUUCAAACUUCAAACUCUCAGAACAUUUGUAUUAAAACUGCUUAGGUUUAUUAUUACAGGCCUGCAUGUUUUUGGGUUACAGAAUUAUUUUUUCUUUAGACCCAUUAAAUUCAAGCAGCCAGGAAAACAUGCUAUUAACUUUAAAAACUGAUACCGAAACUAAUUAUAAAAAAAAAAAUUUGGUUAUUUUUAAAAUCACAGAUCCCUUAGAUACGCUUCACAGACACUUUUGGGGAUCCCGUUUUAAGAACCAAAGCUCUAGAUCAAUCCCUGAGCAAGAGAAAAUCCCUAGAAAAGCAAAGCAGUAUAUAUUGUUGAAUACAGGAGCCUUUCAUUAAUUCCACUUGUUUUUUCCUUCAAUAUAUAGCCAAACAUGCACUUUGAAAGUACAGCACUACGAAUAACUAAAUUUAUUGCACAUACAAUGUCAAUGUCCAUUGCACAUACAAUUAAAAUUUAUUGUCCACUGCAUAAAAACUUUUAGUUAGAGGAACGGUUCAGCCAAAAGUGAAAUUUACAUGGUUUACCCUUCAUCCUUGAAUGUAAAUCUUCAGUCUUCCAUUCUAAUUAUAAAGAGGCUGUUGCUAACAAUUGAGGCACAUUUCUAUCCACAGGUUUAGCGUCGUGCAAUCUGCAAAAUUUAAUCAUAACACAUUAGAGUGAAAAUAGAUCAUUUGAUUUAGUAAUACCAUUCGUGCAUACACUAUACGGCCAAAAGUAUGUGGACACCUGUCCAUUACACGCAUGUGCGGUCCUUCCCCAAAUGGUUGCCACAAAGUUGAAAGGACACAAUUGUAUAGAAUGUCUUUGUAUGUUGUAACAUUAAGAUUUCCCUUCACUGGAUCUAAGCAACCCAAACCUGGUCCAGCAUGACAGUGCGCCUGUGCACAAAGCGAGUUCCAUGAAGACAUGGUUUGCCAAAGUUGGAGUCGAACAACUUGAGUGUAAAUCUGGAAUGAGAUGUUAAAAUAAAAAAAGCAGAUACGAGUGUUAUGGUCAGGUGUGCACAAACCUUUGACUAUAUAGUGUAAGUAGUUUCAUAGAAUAACAAAGAAAUUGCAUACAAAUCAAAUUGUGAUUAAUGCUAUAAAUCAAAUAACUUCUAAUAUACACCUUUUUCAAAAAUAAUCAACCUUUUCAUAAAAAACAUUAACAAGUCACUGUUGUGGAUAAAAAUGACAUGAAAUAAACACGAGGGAGACCUAG
Messenger RNA from Ictalurus furcatus (blue catfish), 2431 nucleotides. RefSeq names its product sterol-C5-desaturase (gene sc5d). NCBI's taxonomy places the organism in Eukaryota, Metazoa, Chordata, Actinopteri, Siluriformes, Ictaluridae. Gene Ontology annotation, molecular function: oxidoreductase activity; iron ion binding. The transcript is spliced from 5 exons. The coding region runs from base 198 to 1025 and encodes 275 amino acids. The record is from RefSeq and is a predicted model, not a curated record.